Molecule: messenger RNA, 2889 nt
Organism: Diorhabda sublineata
Lineage: Eukaryota; Metazoa; Arthropoda; Insecta; Coleoptera; Chrysomelidae
Gene: Ctl2
Product: choline transporter-like 2
Exons: 14
Coding region: 663-2747 (694 amino acids)
Biological process (GO): transmembrane transport
Cellular component (GO): membrane
Molecular function (GO): transmembrane transporter activity
Source: RefSeq, a predicted model, not a curated record
AGUUCCCAGAAAUCACUACAUUUAACGUGAAAUAAUUUUGAAAAUGUUGUUGUUCAUUUUUAAUUCAUAUAAAUUGUUGAAAUGUGAUAGAAAGUAUUAAAAAGAAAGCGCAAUAUAAAAAUUUGUUUUUGUUGUAGUUCGAUUCAUUUCACAAACAAAAUUAUGCGGUUAUAUCUAGCAAUACUUCGAAGCGUGACCCAUCCCACUAUCCACUUAAUAAUCGUUAAAAACAAGUGCAUAAUAGUUUCACAAUUACUUUAAUACACAUUGUGUAUUUACUAUUUGUUGGUUAUAUUUUACGAGGCAGUUUCUCUUUCUAUUUUUACACAUAAACCUACUUGACGUUAAUAAAUUCACUCAGUUGAACAGAAACUUUGUCAAUACAGAAUCUGUCGGUGGAUAGUCGAAAGUGAAACAGUUCGAAAAGAACAAUGGUGAGCCCGAAAUGUAACAGCGAUAAUUUUUUGUUUCUUUGUUAUUGAAUUGGAAAAUAACUUUGGGUCGGUACAAGGCAAGGUCGUUACUAAUAAUUUAAACAUUUCGUGCGUGUGUUUAUUGUUGAAUUAUUUUUUUUUGUGUGAUGGUGUCACUCUUAAUUUCAAUGAAAACAAAGUAGUGAAUACGAAAUUUUAACACCUGACGCGAGUUAAUCUAGGUACAACAUGGCGAAACCUACCGAUGAAACAGAUCACGGAGAACCCAUUCCGUACGAUCCAGACUUUAAUGGUCCUCUUAGCAAAAGAUCGUGCACGGACGUACUUUGUUUUGCAAUUUUCAUAGUAUUUGUUGCUGCUUGGGCAGGGAUAGGUUUAUACGCAAUUUUAAAUGGAGAUCCGUCAACUUUAUUGGUUCCGAAAGAUUCCUCUGGACGUAGGUGUGGUAAAGACACAGAAGUAUUAGGUAAACCGUACUUAUUCUUCCACGACCUAACUCAAUGUAUUUCACCAACUGUAGCUUUUACAGGGUGUCCAACGCCACAGGUAUGUGUUCGUGCUUGUCCCACGGAAAUUUACGUUGAAGGAAAAAUAACAUAUGACAUAGAAGAAUAUUGCGUCGAUAACGUUUGUCCAAGCUGGAUAUUACCUAGUAAACCAUUUAUAUCUCGAUGCUUAUACAACAUAGCGGACCGUAGGAAAUUACGUAAUAAGGGUAUAUCAGAUAUUCCGGGGGAUGAAAUAUCUCGUAUGAAACAAUUUCUUCGACCCGCGCAUAUGUUGAUGACGUCAGGAACUCACAGCGCAAUCUCAUUGUUUACCGAUAACGAACAUGCGCACGAGGUUGGACAAAAUAUAGUUGAAGAUCUGGCAAAAUGUUGGUGGAAAAUUUUGAUUGGAGUAUUAGUGGCUAUGGGGGGAUGUAUGGUGUACGUAAUGAUACUGAGGUGGCUGGCAUCUCCUAUGGUGUGGCUAUCAAUAUUAGGAGUAAUCGUCGGUCUAGGUGCAGGAUUAUAUUUCUCGAUAGUGGCAUUAAUAGCCGCCCAAAAAUCUUACAACGAUCUUCAAACGAAUAGCUCGAAGUACGAGGAGGAUUUAUAUUAUCAGAAUAAACAAUUAAAAACUAAAAGAGAUUUAUGGUUAACGGGAGUAAUUGUUUUAUCUGUUGUACUACUUAUUAUUUUAUUGAUGCUAAUAUUUUUAAGAAAAAGGAUACUAUUAGCUAUAGCUCUCAUCAAAGAAGGAAGCAAAGCAGUGGGGUCGGUUACGGCGUCGUUAUUUUUUCCAAUAAUACCGUGGGUAUUACAAAUAGCCGUUAUCGGUUACUCCUUGUUGAUUGGAGUAUUUCUCGCUAGUACAGGACAACCUUUAUACAAAACUAGAUAUUACGACGAUACUAAUUGCGCUAAUUUAACCGGUAUAAGUGACGAUACAGUAUGCGAUCCAACAACGUGGAGCACGAAUUAUUCAUCAUUAUGCCCGAACGCUUCUUGCAAAUUUAUAAAAAUGAACAACGAUGCUCUGUACCCUUAUUUACAAGCUUACAACAUUUUCGGUUUCUUCUGGUUGUUAUUCUUCAUAAUAGCUCUGGGACAAAUGGUAUUAGCAGGAGUAUUCGCCCAAUGGUACUGGACGUUCAAUAAACGUCGUUUACCAUUUUUCGCUGUAACUUCGGCGUUUUUAAGGACGUUAAGGUAUCAUAUCGGUACAUUGGCUUUCGGAUCAUUAAUAUUGGCGAUAUGUAGAAUGAUAAGGGUCGCUUUGGAAUAUUUGGAUCACAAAUUGAAGAAAUACGAUAACGCUUUCACCAAAGCCGUUAUGUGUUUGUUGAAAUGCUUCUUUUAUUGUUUGGAAAAGUUCCUGAAAUUUUUAAAUAAGAACGCUUACAUCAUGUGCGCCAUUCACGGUAAAAAUUUCUGCGUUAGUGCCAAAAACGCUUUCAUGUUACUUAUGAGGAAUAUACUUCGCGUCUGGGUACUGGAUAAGGUUACUGAUUUCCUUUUCUUCCUCAGUAAGGUGUUACUGACUUUAGCUGUCGGCGGAGUGUCUUACAUAUUCUUCGCUUCCGAAUUGCUUCCGACAUCAUUUAUCGAUAACUCUGAUUUGAAUUAUAAGAUAGUACCGGUCGUUUUAAUAAUGAUUUGCACUUAUUUGAUAGCGUCGUUGUUCUUCAGCGUCUAUUCUAUGGCGGUGGAUACUUUAUUUUUAUGUUUUUUGGAGGACUGCGAAAGGAAUGACGGAUCUGCCGAAAAGCCUUACUACAUGUCUCGAAAUCUAAUGAAAAUAUUCGGCAAAAAAAACAAAUUGGAUUAAAUUAUGUAUAAACCAAAAAAAAACUACUAAAAUUGCAAAUUUCAAAUAUCUGUGAUAUUAGUAACCGUUAAAGAAAUUUUAUCGCUUAUCAAACAUUUUUAUGUAAUUUAUUUUAUCGAAUAAAUUUUUUUUCGAUAUUUCA